This is a messenger RNA of Lodderomyces theae, 1386 nucleotides long. RefSeq names its product putative metallocarboxypeptidase (gene ECM14). The record is from RefSeq and is a predicted model, not a curated record. NCBI's taxonomy places the organism in Eukaryota, Fungi, Ascomycota, Pichiomycetes, Serinales, Debaryomycetaceae. Gene Ontology annotation, biological process: proteolysis. Gene Ontology annotation, molecular function: zinc ion binding; metallocarboxypeptidase activity. The coding region runs from base 1 to 1386 and encodes 461 amino acids. The transcript has a single exon.
AUGAAGGUUUUGUUAUCAAUAUUUCUUCUAAUACAGACAAUUUGGUCAUUCCAAUUACCAUUCACCGUACCAGAUGUGUUCAGUUCGCUGCUGCGGAAGCAUACUCACUAUUCAAAGUUAAACCCACAAGAUCACCCAAUUGAUUUGCUGCAGUACAAGGAGGAUGUGGUGAUCAGAGUAUCGUAUGCGAAUUCCCCAUCUUUGAAGGAGUUCCUCACAAAAUCGGAGGUCACGUUUAAUAAAUGGGGUAAAAACAACAAUCAACAGACAGUUGAUAUCCAAAUUAAUGAGGAGGAGCUCGUCAAAUUGAUUGAAAAGUUUCCAUCUUUGGAGUACCACACCAUCAUUGAAGAUUUACCCCAGCGCAUUUAUGAAACUUUCCCAUUACAAGAGCUGCAAGUAUUUGCACAAGAUGAUGAUUUCCAUGUACAAUCAGAGCUUUUUUUCAAAGAAUACCGUGAGUUGGCUACAAUUGAAUCUUGGUUGAACUUGUUACAAUCUACUUUUCCCGAUGUUGUCAAGAUUGAAGAUAUUGGAGAAACUUUUGAGCACAAGAAACUCAAUGUAGUCCACUUUUCAGUUCCAAACGGUGACGUGGAGCACAAGGAUAAGAAAACCAUUGUCAUCACCGGUGGUGUUCAUGCUCGUGAAUGGAUUUCUGUGUCGAGUACCUUGUACUUGAUUUACCAAUUGAUCAAACUUUACAGCGCCUGGCCCAACUCGAAAAUAUUGACUCAGUUAGACUUUUUGUUCAUUCCAGUCAUCAACCCUGAUGGGUAUGAGUAUACUUGGACAAAUGAUAGGUUAUGGCGUAAAAAUCGGCAAGAAACCCCCAUUCCAAAGUGUUUUGGAAUUGAUAUUGACCAUUCCUAUGGGUACCACUGGACUAAAUCAUCUGAUUGGGCUUGUGGCGAAGAAUACAGUGGGGAAGUGCCCUUUGAGGCGUUUGAAUCUCGCUUGUGGGAUGAAUAUUUGAACAAAACUAACAAGGAUCAUAAUAUUUACGGUUACAUCGAUUUGCAUUCGUAUUCCCAGGAGAUUUUGUAUCCUUACGCGUACUCGUGCAAUCAGCAACCAAGAGAUGAAGAGAACUUGAUUGAAUUGGCUUGGGGUAUAGCCAAAUCAAUAAGAAUGAAACUGGGUACGAACUAUAAUGUUUUACCGGCAUGUAUUGACAAGGAUUCAGAUCUAUUACCGGAUUUGGGGUCAGGCUCAGGAUUGGAUUAUAUGUACCACAACCGAGCAUAUUGGGCUUAUCAGUUUAAGUUGCGUGACACAGGUGGCCAUGGAUUCUUGUUGCCUGCUAAAUAUAUCGAGCCAGUCGGCGAUGAAAUUGCUUCCGCCAUUUUGUACUUUUGCAAGUUCAUACUUAGUGAUGAGAGAUAA